Molecule: messenger RNA, 2098 nt
Organism: Manduca sexta (tobacco hornworm)
Lineage: Eukaryota; Metazoa; Arthropoda; Insecta; Lepidoptera; Sphingidae
Product: alcohol dehydrogenase 1-like
Exons: 1
Coding region: 1147-1920 (257 amino acids)
Cellular component (GO): cytoplasm
Molecular function (GO): oxidoreductase activity, acting on the CH-OH group of donors, NAD or NADP as acceptor
Source: RefSeq, a predicted model, not a curated record
AGUAUCAAUUCAAUGUAAAUGUAUAAUAUGUUAUGACCAUUUUUUUUUUGUUUCUUCAUUAUAAUGACAUAAUUUGAAUGAAUGAAUACUACGAAUAAUUUUAUGUCAUACAAUACAAUGAGAUUCACACAUGCGUUUACGUGGGAAGCCGCUAUCGUAAGUUAUGAACUAAGGAAAGACGUAAGAAGAUAUCUAGACUAGCUGUUGGCGGUUUUAGUGCAAUUACUUAAUUUUUAUUUUUAUUUGAGAAUCUUACACGUUAUCAUAAUGGUGCCGCACUAAGGUUAAUGUCAAUGCGUUUUAUUGCUAUAUAUAAAGCGAUAUAAUCGUAUGUUAAUAAUAAUCAUACGUUGACUGUUAUCGCGACAAGUCUUACCUAAAUGUUAUACUUCGUCCUCAUUUAUACGGUAUUUAGAUGUUAGUACGGUCUCAUAAAAAUGAUGGCCUUACGAAUAUUGUCGAUUGUUAAAUAAAUAUUUCCAUACCGUUACACUUAAUGGACCUUCUAAAAAUAACCUAUUACUAUUUUAAAGCCAAGCACUGAUGAUUCCUCGGGUAAAGUAAAUGUUUAUGAAUUAUUUAACAGCUUGCUCGUUUGCCUCUUCUACUAUAAUUUAUAAAAAUCAUAGUUCAGUAAAUUUGAAAAACAUUCUUGCAUGCCAUAAAAGAAAUGGAUUUAACAUUCCACAAUCUCUGAUUAUUGGAACGGAAGGAACUUUAAUCUUCUUCGAUUAUCAUUACAAUUAUUUGGUAUUUUCCUUUAAAAUUAGUAAGCUAAGAUUGCAAUUUUAAAAAGUAUCUUUAUGUUUAAGUAGGCAUUACAUCCCCAUGUGUUGUACUAUUGGGCAAAGAUCUCCUAACACGUAAUAUGCAAAUCUCAAACGAGUACAAUGUCAUUAGAUUUCAUCGAUCCAUAUUUUCUUUUUUCAUAUUCAAAUUUUUAUUAUAAACAUAUACAAUAAUAUUUAAAUAUAAAUCGUGAAUAAACAAGAAAAGGUAAUUAAACUAAAAUUAUAUAAAAUAAUGGCGCAGUAUGAAAAUGUGACAUGUAGACAUAAAAGCAAUUAACAUUUUAUUAUUGGGUAUAAAACUAAAACACGCAUAAAGUUUAGACAGUCAUUACAACAUUUUUGGAAACGAAACACGAUGAGCAAAUACAUUGAAAAUAAAAUUUGUGUUAUUACCGGAGGUGCAGACGGCAUUGGGCUGAGCAUUGCCGAUAAAUACUUAGAAAACAAUGCUAAAGUAGUCAUUCUGGUUGACUUCAACGAACAAAAAGGAAAGGAGGCCGCAAAAAUUCUUAAUACCAAACACGGCGAUGGAAAAGCGGAGUUCAUCAAAUGUGAUGUCAGAAAAGACUUAGAAGCUACUUACAAUGUUAUCAUGGAUAACUACCAAUACGUGGAUGUCUUAGUAAACAAUGCCGGAAUAGGAGAUGCAAUACCAAGAAGAACAAUGGAAACUAACGCCAUAGCUGUUAUAGAAUGGUCUCUAAAAUUCAGCAAUCAUAUGAGGAAGGAUACAGAAGGUAAAGGGGGCACCAUAGUCAACGUGGCUUCAGUACUUGGAUACGAUAUAGUCCCAUACGCUCACAUCUACCAAGCUUCCAAGUUCGCAGUAACAGGUUUUACCAGAUCUUUGGGUCACAAGUAUUUAUAUCCAACGCGUGGUGUUCGAAUGGUCUGUCUCUGCCCAGGACUUACUAAAACCAAUUUGAGUCAAGCAGUAUUAAUGAUGAAACCUCAAAGCGAUUAUGAGGCUGAAGUUAUAAAAGAAUUUAAGGACAUGGUGAUACAAGAAGUGGAUGUAGUAGGAGAAGCAGCAGUGGAGAUACUUGAAAGAGCUGAUAGCGGUACAGUGUGGUCCAUCAUCAACGGCGAACUGAAGAAUGUUCAUAUGGAAGUAAAAUACAAGUUAUAAGAAAACGAUACUACGGAUAUAUAGAUUUGUAAUUUGAUUUUCUAAAAAGAAGGAGAAAGAUGCUAUCAUUUCUCUACGUAGCAUCUUUAACAAUAGAAAUUUUUAAACUAAACUAGCACUCCAUAAUAGCUUCUCGUGUGUGUAAACCUAUUUCAAAAAAAUAUGCAAUUGAUUUAGA